AAAACUUUGUGAUCGAGCGAAGCAGUCAGGCCUCAGGCCCUCAACUCUCAGGUGGCCCAGAUCUCUCAAGUUCAACCAUGGUUAGAAGCACACCAUGAAUCUGGGAGUUUGGUUCCUCCUCGCUUCUGGUUUAGCUUCCAGAUCUGCUUCCUGAUUAGGGUUUCUAGCUUUCGAAUCUCUCCGUUUUAAUUCUGGAUCAGUUCGAAUCGGAUCCAUGGCUUCUUGAAAGUUCUCGAUUCUGCAGAUUCAUCGUGUCAUCUCUCUUGCGAAGAGGGAGAAAAAUAAAGAAAGAAAAAGGGAAACGCAUAGAAUGAUGGAAUUCCCGCUCAAAAACAUGGACAAGCGCCCGAGGAAGAGACCUCGUUUAGCUUGGGAUGUGCCCCCUCCUCUUCCUCUUCCCAAGGUGAUUCCAGCAUACAAUUAUGCACAUUCUUCAUCUGUAUUCUACAACAGGGGAAUGCCUCGCUAUGGCUCCCCACCUUGGAGACCGGACGACAAAGAUGGCCAUUAUGUUUUUGUGAUCGGGGAAAAUAUAACUCCUCGCUACAGGAUUCUUGGCAAAAUGGGGGAAGGGACAUUUGGGCAAGUCCUGGAAUGUUUUGACAAUGAAAAUAAAGAAGUUGUGGCAAUCAAGGUUGUUCGCUCCAUACACAAAUAUCGUGAAGCUGCAAUGAUUGAAAUCGAUGUCCUUCAGAGGCUUGCCAGGCAUGAUGUUGGUGGCUCUCGUUGUGUGCAAAUUCGGAAUUGGUUUGACUAUCGUAAUCAUAUUUGUAUUGUAUUUGAGAAGCUUGGGCCAAGCUUAUACGAUUUUCUUCGCAAAAACAGCUACCGUUCCUUUCCCAUUGAUCUUGUUCGGGAGGUUGGCAGACAACUUUUGGAGUCUGUAGCAUUUAUGCAUGAUUUGCACCUUAUUCACACUGAUUUGAAGCCAGAAAAUAUUCUUCUUGUUUCCUCUGAGUAUGUCAAAGUGCCAGAUUACAAGUUUCUAGCGCGGUCAACAAAAUAUGGCUCCUAUUUCAAGAAUCUGCCUAAGUCGAGUGCCAUUAAACUUAUUGAUUUUGGAAGUACAACAUUUGAACAUCAAGAUCACAGCUAUGUUGUAUCAACUCGUCAUUAUCGUGCACCAGAGGUUAUAUUAGGUCUUGGUUGGAACUAUCCUUGUGAUUUAUGGAGUGUGGGUUGCAUACUUGUUGAACUUUGCUCUGGAGAAGCCCUUUUCCAAACCCACGAAAACUUGGAGCAUCUUGCCAUGAUGGAGAGGGUUUUGGGGCCAAUUCCGCAGCAUUUGGUGCUUAAAGCUGACCACCUCGCUGAGAAAUACUUCCGGAGUCAUUCAAGGUUAGAUUGGCCUGAUGGUGCUACGUCAAGGGAAAGCAUGAGAGCAGUUUGCAAAUUGCCUCGCCUACCGAACCUAAUAAUGCAGCAUGUGGAUCACUCUGCUGGCGAUUUGAUUGAUCUCGUGCAAGGGCUACUACGUUAUGACCCAGCCGAGCGUCUCAAGGCAAGGGAAGCACUAAGACAUCCCUUUUUUAUGAGAGAUCCUAGAAGGUUCGGAUACACCUUGUAAUUUGAAGUCCUCACCCAUUUUAAAGUCGAGAAUGAGCGAUGGAUGUGUUGACAGGCAAUUGCUUGUGUCGUUUUGAUUGAGCCAUCAUUGUAUAAUCAUUACUGUAUAGUCAAGUGUAUUCUUUUUCCCUUACCAAUGUUUUUACUGGUUUCAUUAUGGUAUGGUUAUCCCCAUAGGGCACAGGAUCUUACUGAUUUCCUUUGUAUGCGCAUCACAAAUUUCUCGUUUACUUUUUGAUGCUUAUUGAGAAAAAGAGAGCUUGUUACUUUCU
Juglans regia (Persian walnut) is the source of this 1838-nucleotide messenger RNA. Its product is annotated as serine/threonine-protein kinase AFC1. Bases 311 to 1567 code for a protein of 418 amino acids. Gene Ontology annotation, molecular function: protein kinase activity; ATP binding. The transcript is spliced from 12 exons. Gene Ontology annotation, biological process: protein phosphorylation. NCBI's taxonomy places the organism in Eukaryota, Viridiplantae, Streptophyta, Magnoliopsida, Fagales, Juglandaceae. Gene Ontology annotation, cellular component: nucleus. The record is from RefSeq and is a predicted model, not a curated record.